AUAGGUGGAGAGAGAAAAUUUACCGGUCUUCAUUUUGGGAUGGCAGACACAAAGGUUUCAGUAGAAAAGCACUUGGAAGGGCUACCCAGAAAGCGUGGGAAGGCAGUGACUACAGUUGUAUCAUUACAUUUUCUAAUCCGAGGUUAGCAUUACGGCAUAUAGACUGUUACAGGGGAGGAGGACUUUUGCUCUGGAGCGUCUUACUCAAUAGCAGAAGUAAGUCUAGAAUGUUUGUGCUGUCUUAUCAUAACCCCCACUGUAGCUUUGCUGUGGUAAGGAGGGUUCUCACAGGUUAAGUUGUUAACUUCCUGGAGUGUGCAUUCUUCAGAUUUGCUAGGGUCAGUAAAUUAGUAACUUCUUUUCAGGCUUCUAGAAAUUCUUCAGAAUAUGUUUUUCUUAACUACCUGCUAACAUACUAUCAGAUUUUACACAUUAGUUACAAUGACCUUUGAAGUUCAAGCAAGCAUGAUAGUCUUUAGGACCAUAAUUUUUUUUUUUUUUUGAAUCAAAGGUCAGGUAUUUUCAGGUAAACCGAUUUUACAAGUCAGAAAGCCUUUCUUUGAACUUUAUAGUCGUUGGUUGUAGCCAUGACUCUAAGAAAGAUCUUUCGUAAGGGAAAGUCACUUAAAGGAAUCUUAUGAGGAAACAUUUCACCUUGGCCUGCUUGAUGCCCCCUUGGAGGCCUUCUGUCGCCUGGCUUGUUCUCAUUAAGCCCUCCACUGGAGGAGGUUGUGCCGGAUGGGAGAGAAGAUGAAAGGGAAAUGAAUUGUUAGCGUCCCUGGAGAACGAUGAGGUGGAAGAAGCUGAAGCUACUUCUGGGUUGUGUUUAUUGUAUCCACCCCUGAGAUGUUCUUGGCAGGCAUCAGUUCAGAGUCCGGCUGUUGGAUAGGCUAGAAUCUUGCCCCUCUUGUCUCUCUAGUUGCGUCUCUGUUUAUGUUUACAAGGAACACAUACCAAUUUUAAAUCAAUCAAGACUACUCCCAUUUUGACUUUAUUGGUGAUCAAUUUAGUACAAUAUUUUAAAUAGAUUUUGCUAGCUUAUAUUGGAAGUGACUAGUAUUUUAUUUUGAUGUAUUUUAUGUAUAACUAUAAGGUCUUGAAGUGCUUUUUAAGAAACCUGGGCUUGUCCAGGAGGUAGUGGCACAUGCCUUUAAUUCCAGCAUUCCAGGAGGCAGAGGCAGAUAAAUCUCUGAGUUCUGAGUUCAAGGUUAGCUUGGUCUACAGAGCGAGUUUCAGGACAGUUAAGGCUAUACAGAGAAACCCUGUCCCCUUUUCCCCACUCCCCCGCCCCCCAAAAAAAGAAGAAAGGAAGGAAUCUGGGCUUGGAUCAUGGAGCUAACUCCUUAGUAAAGAUGUACGUCAUUGCCUGUGCAUCCCACUAGCCCCCAGCCAUAUAUAUUCACAUACAUAUACACAUUCCCAUGACUGCUGUCCUAGAUUAGUAAGCUUGAGCUUUGUUAUAUGUGUGUAGCCAGACCUUGGCUUUUGCUGUAGAAGAGAUUCAGAAACAUCUAACUUUUUUGAUUGUUUGUGUGGAUGAUUGCAUAAGACGUUACCGUGUUUUGAUUUAGGCAUGAAGACAUAAAUGUGAAAGGUUAGUACUGGCAUAAGAGCUGUCUGAUUUUUUUUUCCUUGUGUUUUGGGCUUCCAUUCUUCAUUAGUCAUUUGAAUGUUCAUGAACUAGGAUUCUUUCUGUCGCUUAAGAUGGAACAGCAGCCAUUAUUGGCGCUAAUGAGUAGGUUACUGCCAUUUUUAUUUAGUGGUAGGAAUUUUUACGGGCUCAUUAUGACUAGCCUGAGUUUUUGUUAAAUUGUAAAUAAAGUGGUAGGUGGAUAGGAUUAAUAGUUGGUUAUGGGAAGUCUUAAAUGGAUGCUUUUCAAUUGUUUGGUUUUUGGAUUCUGUUCUUUGAAUUUCUACUUCAAGAGGGCGCUUUUGUAAAAAUCUAGACUAGGAGUCAGCAAACACAAGUUAUUGUUCAGGUACUCCCCAGAUGUGGGGCUGUGAGCAAGUCUUGUGGUCUAUCCUGCCUCUUUAUUUUAUAACUCUAUACAUGCAUGCGUGCGUGCGUGCGUGCGUGCGUGCGUGCGUGUGUGUGUGUGUGUGUGUGUGUGUGUGCGCUUACAAGCAGAAAGGCUGUUCCAUCCCUGCCUAUUUAAAUUGUUGCUCGAUUCUAGAGUCUCUUCUCAGGCUAGGCACUUUUUCUUUUAGCAUUUCACUUUUCAGGCUCUUUGCCAAAGCCCUCCGUUUUCUCCCUGGGAGUCUAGAUCUCUUCCUCCUGAGAGCGCCUCCUGUCUGCCCUGUUCUGUAGCUCUUUGGAGUUAUACUGUGGACUUGGGCUGUUGCCUGUUGCCUUCCUUUGUAGACUGAAAGCUCCACGAGGGUCAGGUUAUGCUUCCUUAUUCCUGUGUAUCUAGAUUUUACCUGGGCUCCCUUGCCCCGUGAUAGUGGGUGGACCUUACAUACAUCUUGGCUGACUGACUAUUGAGGCAGUUGGGAAAGAAGACGCCGAGUCUUGGGAAGUGCCUUUAAUUCACUCCAUUGUUGAUGUGGUGUUAUCUAUAACUGAACCCACACCUGGGUAAGGCCCAUUUCUUCCGUUUCUAUCAUUUGGGGUUUGUGGAGUAAGUCAGAGGGAUGAAAAGGUAUCCCAGUGGCUUUCCAUUGGUUCUGUCUCACCAUAGUACUCAGGCCCGUCCAUCCGCCUGCAGCCAGCUGCCUGGAGUGGAGAAAGGCAGCCGCCGACUGAAGGCUUCUCCCGGCCACAUUUUCGCUCGUUUGCUUUGAAGAAUUUGUAAAGAGUUCCCUGGCUCCUGAGCUCUGAGGACGCAGUGCUGGAGCAGAUGGAUAAUGGGGACUGGGGCUAUAUGAUGAGUGACCCAGUCACAUUAAAUGUAGGUGGACACUUGUACACGACAUCGCUUACCACGUUGACACGCUACCCGGAUUCUAUGCUUGGAGCUAUGUUUGGGGGUGACUUCCCCACAGCCCGAGACCCUCAAGGCAAUUACUUCAUUGAUCGAGACGGACCGCUCUUCCGCUAUGUCCUUAACUUCCUACGGACUUCAGAACUGACACUCCCCCUGGACUUUAAGGAGUUUGAUCUGCUUCGGAAAGAGGCUGAUUUCUACCAGAUCGAACCCUUGAUUCAGUGUCUCAAUGACCCCAGGCCUCUGUAUCCUAUGGAUACUUUUGAAGAAGUCGUAGAGCUGUCUAGCACUCGGAAGCUUUCUAAAUAUUCCAAUCCGGUGGCCGUCAUCAUCACCCAGUUAACCAUCACCACAAAGGUCCACUCCUUACUCGAAGGCAUCUCAAACUAUUUCACCAAGUGGAAUAAGCACAUGAUGGACACCAGAGACUGCCAGGUCUCCUUCACCUUUGGACCGUGCGAUUACCACCAGGAAGUCUCUCUCCGGGUCCAUCUGAUGGAGUACAUCACGAAGCAAGGUUUCACGAUCCGCAAUACUCGGGUGCAUCACAUGAGCGAGCGGGCCAAUGAGAACACAGUAGAGCACAACUGGACUUUCUGUAGACUGGCCCGCAAGACGGACGACUGACUGCUGGCCAGCCCUCAGAGAACUUCCUGCAAGCUCACGUUUUGGGACAUGGAAGAGACUGUUGUUGGGUUUUAGUGUGGGCCCUCUUUUUUUUUUUAAUUUUUUGAUUCAGUCUUUGUAUUUAUUUGAAGGCAUUGAGGACCAGAAGGAAGUUUUGUGUGUGAGCAGUCUCCUCCCUGUUUUGUUCCCAAGUAUGCAUGUGCCUGUUCCGAGUCUCUAGAAACCUUUUUUAUAAAAAGAGAUCUGAAAAUCAUUAUGGUAUAUAAUCUACCCUUAACAGUGAUAAAAUGAUUUCUGAGAACGUGGUUCCUGACUCGACUGGAAGGCUAAAAACAGGAAUAAAAGAUUAAAGAGGGUAUUCAUGAUGUCUUUGAGAAAAAUCAGAAUAUCAUGUAGGGCGACCUAGUUUCCAGACCAGUAGGCAGUAUUGUGGUGUUAAAGGAAGACUGGCCCAGUCAUCUGAGGGUACUUGUUAAGGACUGCUUUCUACAGUUUUGACAACUGUUUCUUUCUAUGCAUAUAAAUCAAGCAACCAAAUAUCUGUAGCCAUGGAAAUGUCUGACUAGAAAUAUUUAUAUUGGAUUCUCAAUACAAAAUGUCCCUGUGGUAGAAACCUUAUGCCUGGUACAGUUUCAUUCCCAAGGUACUGUCUACCAGGAAAGAAAAAUCUAAUAAAAAAUGGAAUAUGAAUAUUAAAGGUUGUAUUUAUUGCUA
This is a messenger RNA of Mus musculus (house mouse), 4268 nucleotides long. RefSeq names its product potassium channel tetramerisation domain containing 6 (gene Kctd6). Gene Ontology annotation, cellular component: M band. Gene Ontology annotation, biological process: negative regulation of smoothened signaling pathway; ubiquitin-dependent protein catabolic process; protein homooligomerization. Gene Ontology annotation, molecular function: ankyrin binding; cullin family protein binding; identical protein binding. The transcript has 3 exons. The record is from RefSeq and is a predicted model, not a curated record. NCBI's taxonomy places the organism in Eukaryota, Metazoa, Chordata, Mammalia, Rodentia, Muridae. The coding region runs from base 2841 to 3554 and encodes 237 amino acids.